This is a messenger RNA of Lentinula edodes (shiitake mushroom), 2571 nucleotides long. RefSeq lists its product as uncharacterized. The transcript is spliced from 6 exons. Bases 1 to 2571 code for a protein of 856 amino acids. The record is from RefSeq and is a predicted model, not a curated record. NCBI's taxonomy places the organism in Eukaryota, Fungi, Basidiomycota, Agaricomycetes, Agaricales, Omphalotaceae.
AUGCGACUCAGAACCCUUCUGGGUUUCCUAUCAUUCCCGGUUUUACUGAGUGUCGUAGCGGCUCAAUCCACAUCAUCUUCACCCAAUUCCUCCAAUUCUGCCUCCUCCACUUCGUCUGCGAGUGUCUCUCUAUCUCUCACAACUGCCACAACAACGGAAACAACCGCUGUCACUUCUAACAACCAAAUUUCUUCGUUCACGACCGUUGUGACCACUGUUUUCAAUGUCAGCGUUACUGCUACACCAACAUCUGCUUCCUCUUCAGUAUCCGCAUCAGCUUCCGCAUCAGCAACGGCAGACCCCACUGUCCUUCAAACAAGACUUGAUCCUGCGUUUGGCGUUCUUGGAGCAAUCUUAAUUCUCACUGGCCUUCCUAGUGCCUUUUGGGGCCACAAGAACCGUUGGACGUCAUUCUUUUUAAUCGGAUUCUAUACUCUUUCGCUCGUCUGUUUCGUUCUCAUUCUAAAAUUUGGAAUACUUCCGGCAGUGAAUCCGCCUAGCAAGACAUUGCGCGGGAUGUUCGUUCUGGCUUGCUCAGUCGCAGGCAUUGCGGGUGGAGCUUGCGCUAUUUUCUUCUGGAAAGCCGCUCGAUACGGAAUUGGAGCCUGGGGAGGUUUUGCUCUUGCCCUAUGGAUCCAGUGCUUUCGCGAUGGCGGUGUCAUUAGAUCCGAAGGCCUCAGAUGGAUCAUGUAUAUUGGUUGUGCGGUAGUCGGCUUUGUUGUAUGCACGAUACCAAAGAUUCAUUACCACGUUCUUCUCGUAUCGACAUCCUUUGUUGGUGCUUCAGCUUUCAUCCUUGGAGUAGAUUGUUUCACUACUGCUGGUCUAAAAGAGUUUUACGUCUGGAAUGUCGGAUUUCAGACCCUCUUCACCCGGUUCACGAGCCAGGGUAUUGAAUUUCCUGUAACUCAGACGAUGCAGAUCGAGCUGGGAUUAAUAGGAGCCGUUGCUUUAAUGGGUAUCGCUGUUCAGCUACGUAUACUCAAAGUGUUACAGCGCAAGUUAAAUGAAAUUUCCCAAGAGCAGAAGAAACGAGACGAGGAAGCCGAACUGGCAGUUGCAGGUGGGUUUGCGCAUGUUAUGCGGGAAAGAGAGGAGUGGGAGAAGGAACAUCUCAACAAGCAUGGGCGACAAGAGAGCGGAUACUCAAGCAUGCCCCUCAUGAAGGAUCAGGACGGCUCGUCUUCACCAGGUCUUACAGCAGAACAUCGCUCCGAUUACACUCAUGUAGCUGCCGACGGUCGUCCCCGUUACAAUUCCGGUGUAUCCGAAUUCCUUGCGGCUCCUACCCCGAACGAUGAGCUCAAGCGUGCCACUAGUCGUGGUCUCCAGAGUCCAGGUGUUUUACCUGCUCUAGAUCUUGGCCUUGGAAUCAAAGAUGAUGUUCCAGAUGGGUUUAUGGCCAAAGAUGAGCUUUCUCGCAAGGUUACUGUAGCUGACAGAGAGGCUGAGCAGAAACGUUUGGAACUCAUGGAGGAGAUUAAUACCAUUCGCAGGUCAAUCGAUGUUUUGAAGAAUGGCUCACCUGAACCAUCUUCUGCUUCUGCUGCUGGCUCUCGUCGUCCUUCACUGACCUCCCGUCGCACUCUUAGCAUGGACGCCAACAGUGCUCUUCUUCCCACACCGUCGCAUGUACGACCACCGCGCGAGAAAGAUCCUAGAUCCCGCGUCCACUCUAUGGAUCUUAUCAGUCAUAAUUCCAUUGGAGAAUCCCUUGGCCGUCCCACCAGUGCACCGUUACGAGACAAUGAUUGGGAUGCUUAUAUCCAGGACAGGAAGCUCUUGCAACCUCCUGCGGGCGUUUCGCCUCCCAUAGCUACUACUCCCAUGACAUCGUCACAUACGCGCAUACAUAUGCCACACGCGGUUUCGGAAGCUUUACAACAGCGGAAGCGUCGUGAGAGCGCCUUAGGACUUACAGGCGAAUAUUCGUCAAACAAUAACUCUUCCGAAGAUAUCCCUCUGACGCAUCUUGACCACCACCGUACGACAAGCUCGACAGGAAUGAAUAAUAUUCCUGUCACAAUCCUUCCACCACAAAAACCGAUCAUUGCCCCUACCCCCCAGCGUCCAGUCGCAUCUCGGACACGAACUUUUGAAGAGUUGAACGAAAGGCAUAGGGAAAAAAUGAAGGUUAUUCAGAGUCCCCUUACGAAUGCCGAAAAUGAACAUGCGCAGAUUCAAGCUGCGAAGGAGAGAUGGGAGAGGUCGAAAGCUUUAGAGAAAGAGGCGGUUACUCGGAGGCUGGUCGAGAAGGCUGCGAUCUAUGAUAAGCGCAAGAAAUCUGAAGAUGACGCAGAACGGACUGGACGAAGGUCGAUGACCCUGGAUGACAAGAAGCGUCGUUCGCAUUCACGAUCUUUGAGUGCUGACCGGCUAGCUGCUCUGGGCACAUCGUCAAAACGACUGUCCACAAUGAAAGUUGAGGAUUGGCAGAAGUACCAACAGGAUUCCGACCAUUCCCCCGUGUCACCUUCCCGCCGCGACUCGCGAGGAUUUGUUUCGGAUAGUGUUCCCUUUCCAGAACGCAAUACUAAAACACGCCGAAAGAGCAGAGAACCACCGAGCUGA